UCGAAGGCUCCGCCCCUCCCAGAUCGCUCCUGGGCUGUGGCGGAAACAGGUCUGGCUAUUCCAGGCUCCGCCCCCCGAAGCCGCACUUCCGGGAGCCAGAGCGCCCCGUCUCGCCCGGGAGGAGAAGGACAAACAUGGAGCGGCAGGUGCUGCUGAGCGAGCCCGAGGAGGCGGCGGCGCUGUACCGGGAUCUUAGUCGUCAGCCCGCGCUGAGCGCCGCCUGCCUGGGCCCAGAGGUCACCUCGCAGUAUGGGGGCCACUACCGGACGGUGCACACUGAGUGGACCCAGAGGGACCUGGAACGCAUGGAGAGUAUCCGAUUCUGCCGCCAAUACCUCGUGUUCCACGAUGGGGACUCAGUGGUGUUUGCAGGGCCUGCAGGCAACAGCGUGGAGACCCAGGGGGAGCUGCUGAGCAGAGAGUCUCCAUCAGGCGCCAUGAAAGCUGUGGUGCGCAAGGCUGGGGGCACAGGCCCUGGAGAGGAGAAGCAGUUCCUGGAGAUCUGGGAGAAGAACCGGAAGUUCAAGAGCUUCAACUUGUCAGCAUUGGAAAAACAUGGGCCCGUGUACGAAGAUGAUUGCUUUGGCUGCUUGUCCUGGUCACACUCGGAGACACACUUACUGUAUGUGGCAGAGAAGAAACGCCCCAAGACUGAGUCCUUCUUUCAGACCAAAGCCUUGGAUGUCAGUGCCAGAGAAGAUGAGAUGACCAGGUCAAAGAAGCCAGACCAGCCCAUCAAGGGGGAUCAAUUUGUGUUUUACGAAGACUGGGGAGAAAGCAUGGUUUCCAAAAGCACCCCUGUGCUCUGCGUGCUGGAUGUCGAGAGCGGCAACAUCUCUGUGCUCGAGGGGGUCCCUGAGAAUGUGUCCCCAGGACAGGCAUUCUGGGCCCCUGGAGACACAGGUGUGGUGUUUGUAGGCUGGUGGCAUGAGCCUUUCCGGCUGGGCAUCCACUUCUGUACCAACCGCAGGUCAGCCCUGUACUAUGUGGACCUCAGCGGUGGGAAGUGUGAGCUCCUCUCGGAUGAUUCCUUCGCUGUCUCCUCUCCCCGGCUGAGCCCAGACCAGUGUCGCAUUGUCUACCUGCGGUACCCAUCUCUAGUUCCCCAUCAUCAGUGUAGCCAGCUGUACUUGUAUGACUGGUACACCAAGGUCACUUCGGUGGUGGUGGAUGUUGUGCCUCGGCAGCUGGGAGAGAACUUCUCUGGAAUCUACUGCAGCCUGCUGCCUCUGGGAUGCUGGUCCGCUGAUAGCCAGAGAGUGGUCUUUGACUCGGCUCAGCGCAGCCGGCAGGACCUGUUUGCUGUGGAUACCCAGACUGGCAGUGUGACCUCCCUGACAGCAGGAGGACCGGGUGGAAGUUGGAAGCUGCUCACAAUUGACCAAGACUUCAUGGUAGCACAGUUCUCCACGCCUAGCCUACCCCCUAGCCUGAAAGUUGGGUUCCUGCCUUCUGUGGGGAAGGAGCAGUCGGUGUUAUGGGUGUCCCUGGAGGAGGCUGAGCCCAUUCCUGACAUCCACUGGGGCAUCCGGGUGCUGCAGCCACCCCCGGAGCAAGAGAACACACAGUAUGCUGGCCUUGACUUUGAAGCAAUCCUGCUGCAGCCCAGGGAUGCUCCAGAUAAGACCCAGGUCCCCAUGGUGGUCAUGCCCCACGGGGGUCCCCAUUCAUCCUUUGUCACUGCCUGGAUGCUGUUCCCAGCCAUGUUCUGCAAGAUGGGCUUUGCAGUGCUGCUAGUGAACUAUCGUGGCUCUACAGGCUUUGGCCAAGACAGCAUCCUCUCCCUCCCAGGCAAUGUGGGCCACCAGGAUGUGAAGGAUGUCCAGUUUGCAGUGGAGCAGGUGCUCCAGGAAGAGCAUUUCGACACAGGCCGCGUAGCCCUUAUGGGUGGUUCCCAUGGUGGUUUCCUCUCCUGCCACCUGAUUGGUCAGUACCCGGAGACCUAUGGUGCCUGUGUGGCCCGGAACCCCGUAAUCAACAUCGCCUCCAUGAUGGGCUCCACUGACAUUCCUGACUGGUGUGUGGUGGAGGCUGGCUUCCCCUACAGCAGUGACUGUCUGCCAGACCUCAGUGUAUGGGCUGACAUGCUGGACAAGUCACCCAUCAAGUAUGUCCCUCAGGUGAAGACACCACUGCUACUAAUGCUGGGCCAGGAUGACCGGCGUGUGCCCUUCAAGCAGGGCUUGGAGUAUUACCGGGCCCUCAAGGCCUGGCAUGUGCCUGUUCGGCUCCUGCUCUAUCCCAAGAGCACCCACGCACUUUCAGAGGUGGAAGUGGAGUCAGAUAGCUUCAUGAAUGCUGUGCUCUGGCUGCGCACACACUUGUGUAGCUAACGCCCUGCCCCAGCGUGAGCUGGUCAGCCUGUGCCAUGCUUCACUCUUGGGGAGCCCCAGGGUCUGGCAGAGUGGUGAGAGGCUUUCUUUGCACUGGACUCCAUCGAUGGGUGGGCUGAGGAACGUGGGCUGUGUGGUCAUAAUAAAUGAGGACAGAGAGCCUA
Choloepus didactylus (southern two-toed sloth) is the source of this 2497-nucleotide messenger RNA. RefSeq names its product acylaminoacyl-peptide hydrolase (gene APEH). The coding region runs from base 135 to 2333 and encodes 732 amino acids. Gene Ontology annotation, biological process: proteolysis. NCBI's taxonomy places the organism in Eukaryota, Metazoa, Chordata, Mammalia, Pilosa, Megalonychidae. The record is from RefSeq and is a predicted model, not a curated record. Gene Ontology annotation, molecular function: serine-type endopeptidase activity. The transcript is spliced from 22 exons.